Molecule: messenger RNA, 930 nt
Organism: Linum tenue
Lineage: Eukaryota; Viridiplantae; Streptophyta; Magnoliopsida; Malpighiales; Linaceae
Source: the annotation of a GenBank genome assembly
AUGGACUCAAAGUCAGAGAUCGACGUGCCUCCAUUCUUCCUCUGCCCGAUCUCCCUCCAGAUAAUGAAGGAUCCGGUCACCCUCCCCACCGGUAUCACAUACGACCGCGACUCCAUCGAGCGGUGGCUCGGCAACAACAACAAGACGUGCUCCGUCACCAAGCAGCCCAUCCCGCCGGACGCCGACCUAACCCCCAACAUUAUCCUCCGCCGCCUCAUCCAGUCCUGGUGCACCCUCAACGCCUCCCACGGCUUCCACCGCAUCCCCACUCCCAAACCACCCGCCAGCCGGGCACAGAUCUCCAAGCUCAUCCGCUCCGCCACGUCAUCAUCCCUACAUCACAGCCAGAUCAAGUGCCUCAGGCAGCUCAAGUCCUUAGCAAAGGAAAGCGACGCCAACAAGCGCUCCAUCGAGUCCGCCGGAGCCGUCGACUUCCUCGCCUCGGUCGUGGUGAAUUUCAACCACGACUCGGAGCUGGACUGCAUCGAGCAGUUCGGCUCCAGCCCUUGCGACGAGGCGCUGAGCCUCCUGCACGGGCUCCGGAUCUCGGAGCCCGCGCUGAAGGACCUGGUCAACAAGAACGGCGAGUUCGUCGACUCGCUCACGCGAGUGAUGCAGCGCGGGACGUACGAGUCCCGCGCCUACGCGGUCCAGGUAUCCAAAUCCAUGCUCCACGUGGCGGACCCGCUCCGGAUCAUCGGGAUCCGAACCGGAUUUUUUGUCGAGGUGGUCCAGCUGGUGAGGGACCAAAUAUCGAAGCAGGCGUCCAAGGCCGCAUUGGGAUUGUUGAUCGAGAUGUGCCCCUGGGGGAGGAACCGCGUCAAGGCCGUGGAAUCCGGCGCCAUUUCGGUCCUCGUCGACCUGCUCCUCGACUCGUCAGAGCGGCGGGCCUGUGAGAUGGCGCUGGCCGCGCUGGACGUGCUGUGCUAG